Molecule: messenger RNA, 906 nt
Organism: Closterium sp. NIES-65
Lineage: Eukaryota; Viridiplantae; Streptophyta; Zygnematophyceae; Desmidiales; Closteriaceae
Source: the annotation of a GenBank genome assembly
AUGAGCGACAGGCCCUUCCCUCGAUUCCUAGUCUUUGCCGCUGCAGUGCUGCUGUCAGCCAUGAUCCGCCACAGCCAAGCGUAUAACGUGUCGCUUGAGAGUGUGACGCUCUUUAAACGGUUCUCUUGGUACGGCACGCCAUCUGUUUACAUCGAAUGCGACUCUGCGAAUCGGACGUACCUGCCCGCCGUCAACUCGACGCUGACGUGGUUCACCUUCCAAGGCAACGAGUCAUGGCAGCCAGUGACACAGCUAGAUCACGGGCAGUGCCGCACGUGUGGGCUGUACGAGAGGCAAGCGUUGUGGUACAAGGACGGGUGCUUUGGCACGUGGGCUGUGUGCUCCAGCAACUUCAGCGACCGUGACAGCCGCGGCCUCUUCACGUUUGUGCAGCCGGGUAGCUUCCAUGCCAACCUGGCGUGUUACGCUUGUAACCACACGGGGGUGGCACAUGCUGCGGCAGAAGCCCCCACUAGCGCAGACACAGGCGCCGACGUAAGUGUGUUUCUGUGGAUGUCAGUGGUGGUAGCAGGCAUGGGCAUAGUCAUCAUCAUUGCUGCCUGCAGCGUCUUCCUUGCAGCCGAGCCUGAGGCCGAGGCAGAGCGUGUCCGUUUGGAGGGAGAACGGGCCAAGUUCAUCGAGAUGGGCGGGGGGAAGUCGGACGGACGGCCGAGAUUUCACGAUGGGUAUCACUACGAGGGGAGUGAGGACGAGGAUAAAGGGGAGCACAAGCGGCAUGGGCAGCAGCACCAAUCGGAGUUUUUUGGGAGGUUUCGGGAAGAAGCAGGCGAUGUGUUGAGCGAUAUUGAUGAAGAGGAUGAGGAGGAGACUACAGGUCCCCCAGGACGGCCGUUUGAAGCCACACCCAACCCGACUACGGCAGCAGCGUACUACCAUGAGUGGUAG